UAAAGUACACGAGAAGAGGACAAAGAGAGACAUAAAAGGAGGCCAUUUGUUAUCAGAGGAGACGAGGGCAAUGAAAAUCAUCUUUUCUGUGGUGGGGAACAUCUUUUUCAGAGUAUUUCACUAGCAUGCCUUUGGACACUACAACCUAAAGUGUUGCUUCACAUCCAACAUAAAGCUUCCAUUGUGAAUCAGUUAACAAAAAAAUGAGAUUGACGAAUUUUCGAUGGAAAUUACUGGGUGUGCUGGUUGGUGGGCUUUUCGUGUGGUCUCUGUUGAGUUCUAAGGGAAGUUCAAGUGAUAUUUCUGUUCAAUAUGAUUUUCCAAGGUCUGUAUGCAAUGACAGCGAAGAUAAUAUAUAUGUCAAUCAUUUCUAUCUCCAUAACAACCCAAAUAACAGAAAUCAUUCAUAUUCCUUACGAGCACUUAAUCCCUUUAGCAUUCAAAACCCAGGAUUGUGUUUCGAGGAGCAUUCACUUGAUUUUCUUGUUUUAAUCAAUACUGAACCUAGUCAUUUUUUAAGAAGGAUAGUCAUACGUAAAACAUGGGCAAAUGUGAAUUUACAAGAGUACAAACGACUCGGAAAUUUUAGGAUUCUUUUUUUAAUGGGACAUGGAACCUCUAAAAAAAUUCAAAAAGCCAUUGAAAAAGAAGCAAAACAGCAUGGUGACAUUUUACAGGGAAGGUUCUCUGAGGUCCCAAAUAACCUUCCACAAAAAGCCCUGAUGGGACUAAGAUGGACUGCUGAAUAUUGCCUCAAGGCCAAAAUGAUCAUUCGCAUUGAGGACACCAUACUUCUAAAUAUGUUUGAAAUCAUGCGUGAAUACAAGCCAAAGUACUCCUGUACCCAAAAUUUUAUGAUGUGCAAGUUCAUCAAAGAAAGGAUAAAAUUCAUGGAUUACGAAAACCUUAAGAAGAUGAAAUUAACUCCGACCAUAACACACUGCGUUGGGAAGACUGUGAUAAUGACACGAGACAUGCUUAUCUCCCUUUACCACGCUGCACCUCAUAUGACCCCCUAUUGGUCGGAUGACAUGUACAUUUAUGGGAUGCUGCCUGCUCAGAUUCCACAUAAAACUCUAAAACCUUUGAAACUGUUUGAAGGGAAUUCUGAUCGUGCAAUAGAUUGCUAUGAGACAAACCUAAAUAACUGUGGAUUAGUUGCUAUGGAUACUCAAACAAGAAGUCAUCACAACAUUUUAUGGUCUCACAUCAAACGUUACUCUGUAUAACUAUAGUUGACUAGUUUUGGUGAAAAUUUGGGUUAUUGACUUUUGCAUAUAUGUAUUUCUGCAUCUACUUGCUGAUUUUAAACUACUUCUCUUACAACUGUUAAA
Messenger RNA from Ostrea edulis (European flat oyster), 1334 nucleotides. RefSeq names its product lactosylceramide 1,3-N-acetyl-beta-D-glucosaminyltransferase B-like. The transcript has a single exon. The record is from RefSeq and is a predicted model, not a curated record. Gene Ontology annotation, molecular function: hexosyltransferase activity. Gene Ontology annotation, cellular component: membrane. Lineage: Eukaryota; Metazoa; Mollusca; Bivalvia; Ostreida; Ostreidae. Bases 204 to 1229 code for a protein of 341 amino acids.